This is a messenger RNA of Daphnia pulicaria, 1757 nucleotides long. RefSeq names its product AP-1 complex subunit mu-1-like (gene AP-1mu). The coding region runs from base 132 to 1400 and encodes 422 amino acids. The record is from RefSeq and is a predicted model, not a curated record. Gene Ontology annotation, cellular component: clathrin-coated vesicle; clathrin adaptor complex. Gene Ontology annotation, molecular function: clathrin-cargo adaptor activity. Gene Ontology annotation, biological process: vesicle-mediated transport; intracellular protein transport. The transcript has 8 exons. Lineage: Eukaryota; Metazoa; Arthropoda; Branchiopoda; Diplostraca; Daphniidae.
CCGUAGCAGAAGACCGAUAAAGACCUGCCAAACUGGGUGGCGGUGUCAUCUCGGCCCAUUUCCCGUCUAAAUAAAUAUCAAGAAAUCUCUUAUUAUUAAACAAUAAGUGGUUUCUUUUUUUUAACAUCAUCAUGUCGACGUCAGCAAUCUUUAUUCUUGACGUCAAGGGAAAGGUGCUGAUCUCGCGCAACUACCGAGGAGAUGUCGAAAUGGGGUUGAUUGACAAAUUCUUGCCUCUUUUAAUGGAAAAAGAGGAAGAGGGUAACUUGACCCCACUGCUUCAGACGUCUGGAUGCACAUUCAUGUACAUACAGCAUCAGAAUCUGUACAUUGUGAGCGUAUCUCGUAACAACGCCAAUGCAGCCAUGGUUUUCUCUUUCCUACACAAAAUUGUCCAAGUGAUGAGCGAGUAUUUCAAAGAAAUUGAAGAGGAGAGCAUCAGAGACAACUUUGUCAUUGUAUUUGAACUUUUGGAUGAAAUGAGUGAUUUUGGCUACCCACAAACUACGGAAAGCAAGAUCCUCCAAGAGUACAUCACUCAAGAAGGGCACAAAUUAGAAACUGCACCAAGACCACCUCCAGCAGUGACGAAUGCGGUUUCCUGGCGGUCAGAAGGUAUCAAGUACCGGAAAAAUGAAGUGUUCCUGGACGUGAUUGAAUCUGUCAAUCUUUUGGCUUCUACUACUGGCAAUGUUUUAAGGAGCGAGAUCGUCGGCUCGAUAAAGAUGAGGGUCUACCUAUCGGGCAUGCCCGAGUUGCGUCUGGGACUCAACGACAAGGUUUUGUUCGAAAGCACUGGCCGUGGCAAAUCAAAAUCCGUCGAAUUGGAGGACGUCAAGUUUCAUCAAUGCGUCCGCCUGUCCAGGUUUGAAAACGACCGAACAAUUUCUUUCAUCCCGCCGGAUGGCGAGUUUGAGUUAAUGUCUUAUCGGUUAAACACUCACGUGAAGCCCCUCAUUUGGAUCGAGUCUGUAAUUGAACGGCAUGCCCAUUCUCGCGUCGAGUACAUGAUCAAAGCCCGGUCUCAAUUCAAGCGCCGGUCCACUGCUAACCACGUUGAAGUCGUUGUUCCCGUUCCAGCGGACGCCGACUCUCCCAAGUUCAAGACAUCCGUCGGAAGCGUCAAAUACGUUCCCGAGCAGAAUGUUCUCAUUUGGAGUAUCAAAUCCUUUCCCGGCGGUAAGGAAUAUCUGAUGCGGGCACACUUUGGGCUGCCCAGCGUCACCAGCGAGGAAACGGAAGGCAAACCUCCUAUCCAGGUCAAGUUUGAGAUCCCAUACUUCACCACUUCGGGCAUUCAGGUUCGUUAUUUGAAGAUUAUUGAGAAGAGCGGUUAUCAAGCCUUGCCUUGGGUUCGUUACAUCACCCAAAACGGUGAUUACCAGUUAAGGACCAACUGAUCACCAGAAAAUUCGUCCAGUCUUCAAAUUUUCUUUGCUUCUUCUCAAACCGGCUCCUUCCUUCUCCUAUUGCUUUUGUCCUGAUAACUUUACACUUGUUGUUUUGAAUAUAUUCCUUAUCCUUAACGAUUCUAUUUCCUCCUCCCAUCUUUUCCGCUUCAGGAAAAUGAAAGAAAUAGGAAAAAGUAAUAAUUAAAAUCUUCUAUUCCAGGUGUGAUUUGUUGGAUUUUUUUCCGUAAUAUCAUUUACUUUAUAUAUUUUCUUUUCGUCUAUCUCCUCCCUUUUUUCUCCCCCACUUUUUUUUUAUAUAGCAGUUGCCUGAUUACAAUCACACUUAAAUACACUGGUCCAAAUCAG